Messenger RNA from Tarenaya hassleriana, 848 nucleotides. RefSeq lists its product as uncharacterized. The transcript has 2 exons. Bases 118 to 702 code for a protein of 194 amino acids. Lineage: Eukaryota; Viridiplantae; Streptophyta; Magnoliopsida; Brassicales; Cleomaceae. Gene Ontology annotation, molecular function: nucleic acid binding; zinc ion binding. The record is from RefSeq and is a predicted model, not a curated record.
CCCGAGGGACACCGCUUUACCUGGGAGGAGUUCAAGGGGGAAUUCGAACACAAAUACUACAACCACCAGGACCAAGAACACCGCUUUACGGAAUUCUUGCAGCUGCAACAAGGGAACAUGACGGUUCGUGAAUACGAAGCAGAGUUCACUCGUUUGCUGACCUAUGCAGGACAUCUAGUACUUACGGAAGGCAAAAAGAUCCAGAAGUUCAUUGCCGGACUACGACUAUAUCUUCGCAGGAAGAUAGAACUCCACGAGUACCCCACACUCAGCCGCUACUUCAGCCAGCUGGUGAAAGCAGAGCGAGGAGAAAAGGAAGAGAAGGAGGAGCGCAUCCGAGAUCAGAGCCCUAACAGGCGAUUCUCCAACACCCGACCUCCGGGAAAGACCAGCAAGACAUGCCAGAGCAGCCAGUCACGGGGCAAGGGGAAAGCACCUGCUGAUGGUGCGCUACCGCUGCCUCCACCACCUUAUCGGGGACCGCUGACCUGUUUCCGAUGCCAACAGCCGGGACACUUUGCGGCCACUUGCACCGCACCUACAGACACAUUGCCUAUGGCCAGACAGCCACGACCACCACCGAGGACUGGGGCAGUCCCGAGAGUUUAUGCUCUUGAGGCUGAGACAGAGGUACAGGAGGAGGAGACCAACCUCGAGGAUGACGAAGCUGUCGCUAUCACAAAUCCCGAGGAGCACGAGUAACGCACUGUGGACGGCGACGGCUUUGUGAAGACUUCAUUAUGUACGGAUAAAUAAUCCUGUUUGUACGUUUUGGUUUGUGGAACAAGGUUUUGCGUGAAAUCGGUUGUGUUUAAUUGUGGGUUUGGACAAGUGUUGUUUUUGAGAAA